AUGAGGCAGCAGCGCGUCACCGAAGUGAUAGACAAGAGGGGGAUGGGGAUGGAUGUUGUAGAGGUUGUAGAGGAAGAAAGGAUGAGUGAUUGGAAGCGCGAGCAGUGGAACAGGCAGGCCAGGGUUAAAAGGGCCGCUGCUGCUGCUCCCCCGGAAGAAAGGGCGCCGGUCCUCUUCGUCUCCUCUCUGGAUGCUGGGGCCACCCACGCCACGCACUUCCGUACACGCACUUUUUGCUCUCGGCCAAGAUUCAUUCAAAAAUUACACCAAAUUCGUUCUAAAGAAGCUCGGACCAUCCGCGCCGCGCGAUCGGCACAAACAAGAAAAGCAUCCCCAAACAAUUCGGUUUCACGGCCACCAGAAAAUUCCUCCAGACCCUGUAUUCCAGUGGUGUGUUAUGCCGGCCACGGUAUCAAGGUCGAUUUAAAUCCCUCCAUUCCCCAAUCUGUUGUUGUCACUCCAACUUUGGCGGCCAAGGUACGAAAAAGACGUUCCCCAUAUUUAUUCCAUACUAGGCCGUUUUCCUGUUAG
Aspergillus niger is the source of this 531-nucleotide messenger RNA. RefSeq lists its product as hypothetical. The record is from RefSeq and is a predicted model, not a curated record. The transcript has 4 exons. The coding region runs from base 1 to 531 and encodes 176 amino acids. Lineage: Eukaryota; Fungi; Ascomycota; Eurotiomycetes; Eurotiales; Aspergillaceae.